Molecule: messenger RNA, 823 nt
Organism: Prunus mume (Japanese apricot)
Lineage: Eukaryota; Viridiplantae; Streptophyta; Magnoliopsida; Rosales; Rosaceae
Product: protein BUNDLE SHEATH DEFECTIVE 2, chloroplastic-like
Cellular component (GO): chloroplast stroma; protein folding chaperone complex
Molecular function (GO): protein folding chaperone
Source: RefSeq, a predicted model, not a curated record
AUGCCAAGUUACACAGAACACCAUUCUCAAGCCCAAUGGCCCAAACAGAACCUUCAAGACAAAUCUUCCACCUAUGAGAAGAUAUCUCAUUGUGAGGCUUUAGCUCCCAGCCACAUCCUGAACUAUAAAGCUGACUGAUGUUGCUAGCUAGCUAGCUACUUGCUCCCUCAUUCUUCAAUGGCCUAUGCUUUGUACUUGGUACCUUUAAGCUCCUUAAAAGCCACACCAGAACCAGGCAACCAUAGCAGCACUCAAGGGCUUGUUCGAAUAGAUAACCUGGUUCAAAACUCUACAACUGCUAGGUUUUUCCAUGUGAAAGCUAAGGCUGAAAAAAGUAAUGAAAGCAUAAAACCCAACAGCAUGGUUUGCUCUGAUUGUGAAGGAAAUGGUGCAGUUCUCUGCUCACAAUGCAAAGGUAGUGGACUGAACUCUGCUGAUCUCUUCAAUGGGCAGUUUAAAGCUGGUGACUCAUGUUGGCUUUGCGGUGGAAGAAAGGAGAUGUUGUGCGGAAAUUGCAACGGAGCUGGGUUUCUUGGAGGAUUUAUGAGCACUUCUGAUACUACGGCUGGCUGAUGAAGCUAGCCUUUCUCUCUGCCUUGAAGUAUGUCAUUUGGUGUACAACCUUCCUAGCUUCAUACUUAUGUACAUUGCACUAUGUAUAGAUGAUGAAGUCUAUAAGCAUAUGAAAUCUUCAAUUACAAAAUUUAUUUUUCGAAAUAUAUUCAUGACCUUGUAGCCUAUUAGUACUUGCUAUGGAUGGAAACUUAUGGGAUUUCAGAUUAUAAUGUGGAGUUUGCUGUUCGGGAUCGAAUUUGAUUGGGAA